UAAAUACCUUAGAGCGGAGGAGCAGGUCGUGUGAUCUGCUCGCGCAUUGUUCUCGCUCCGUUGACGCUGCAGUGUCGCCGCUUCAGAGAUGGGGAAAUCGUAUCCGGCAGUGAGCGAGGAGUACAAGGCCGCGGUCGCUAAGGCCAAGAGGAAGCUGCGCGGCUUCAUCGCCGAGAAGAACUGCGCCCCGCUCAUGCUCCGGCUCGCAUGGCAUUCAGCUGGGACGUACGAUGUGGUGUCGAAGACUGGGGGACCGUUCGGGACCAUGAGGUUCUCGGCGGAACUUGCCCACGGUGCCAAUAAUGGGCUCGACAUCGCCGUCAGGCUUUUGGAGCCUAUCAAGGAGCAGUUCCCCACUUUGUCGUAUGCCGAUUUCUACCAGCUUGCUGGAGUCGUUGCCGUGGAAGUCACCGGAGGACCUGAGGUUCCGUUCCAUCCAGGGAGGGAGGACAAGCCAGAGCCACCAGUCGAAGGCCGACUUCCUGAUGCUACCAAGGGUUCUGAUCACCUUAGGGAUGUAUUUGGUCACAUGGGUCUCAGCGAUCAGGAUAUUGUUGCACUAUCCGGGGGUCACACAUUGGGAAGGUGCCACAAGGAGAGAUCCGGCUUUGAAGGGGCUUGGACAGCCAAUCCCCUCAUUUUUGAUAACUCAUACUUCAAGGAACUCCUGUGUGGAGAGAAGGAAGACCUUCUUCAGCUGCCUUCUGACAAGGCUCUCUUAUCAGACCCUGUUUUCCGCCCUCUUGUCGAAAAAUAUGCUGCAGAUGAGGAUGCUUUCUUCGCUGAUUAUGCAGAAGCUCACUUGAAGCUUUCAGAAUUGGGGUUUGCUGAGGCUUGAGGAACGAACAUGGUUUCGAGUAGAAGAAUCAGAGGCAUUUUGCAAUAAGAUUUUGUGGCAUUAGGUUACUGCCGUUUUCUCCAUUAUAUGCCGAUGUCAUUGUCAGUGAACCUUUCCAUUUGAUAAUCUGAUGACCAUUUAUGAAUUCUA
Messenger RNA from Zingiber officinale, 988 nucleotides. RefSeq names its product L-ascorbate peroxidase, cytosolic-like. The record is from RefSeq and is a predicted model, not a curated record. NCBI's taxonomy places the organism in Eukaryota, Viridiplantae, Streptophyta, Magnoliopsida, Zingiberales, Zingiberaceae. The transcript is spliced from 9 exons. The coding region runs from base 89 to 838 and encodes 249 amino acids. Gene Ontology annotation, biological process: hydrogen peroxide catabolic process; cellular response to oxidative stress; response to reactive oxygen species. Gene Ontology annotation, molecular function: peroxidase activity; heme binding.